Messenger RNA from Mya arenaria, 2849 nucleotides. RefSeq lists its product as uncharacterized. Lineage: Eukaryota; Metazoa; Mollusca; Bivalvia; Myida; Myidae. The transcript has 2 exons. The coding region runs from base 35 to 1696 and encodes 553 amino acids. The record is from RefSeq and is a predicted model, not a curated record.
AUGGAAUUGAUAUCGAAAGUGCAUAACUGAUGUUAUGAGCCGUUUGCAUAAAAAACACUUGUGUAGGAAAAUAUUUGGUUUGAAAAUGGCCCGUACAUUUGCUAUUCUUGCUGUCAUCGUUUUGGUACUUUGGUAUUUUUUCUGGCAAUCAACUCAUGGAGGCGAAACAGAUGUCAACUUUAGUCUUGAAAACAAUGCACCAACAAAAGACAACGUGUUUGAUGAUAAUAGAAGCGUCAGCGAUUCUAGUGAUAGUAACACUGUACAUAAUGAAGUUACGACCAAAGACUUUGUUUUAUUAGAAAAUUCUCAAAGCACUAAGGAUGAAACUACAUACAAUGUUGAUUCACGUUAUUCGAGAAAUUCACAAGCAAGUGAUAUAACGUCCAAAAAUAUUGUGAAUGAACCAAUACAUCCAACUAAGGAAGCACAGACAGAUACUGAUCUAACUGUGGUAUUUGGAAAGACUGAAGUUAAUACACAAUGUCGAGCAGUCGUUGAUAUAAACCUUAAUGAAGACUUUUCACCAGAAGGCCACGAACAAUUGAAGGGAACAGUGAGUGCCGCGAACAAAGAAGAAGCAACAAAGGAAAGUGGUAUUGUUAAAGUAAAUAAUGAACAUGACGGUUCAGUACAAACUGACGAUCAACCCAAUGGCAAAGAAACACUUUUGAGCGAUAAUGGAAAAGAAGAAACGGUGCUUCAUUUUAUAUGGGUUGAAGAUACACCAUCAAAGGUCCAAAGUCCAAAGUGCAGUUCCGAAGAUACCUUUGUAAAAGGGAAAGACUCUUGUCAGUCGGAUACCAGUAGUAUAUUUCACAAAAUUGAAAUGUAUGCGGGGAAAAGGACUAUUAUCUAUGCAUACAUAGAAUUAUUGUUUAUUUUUCUUACGAAUUUUGUUUACAUAUGCAAACUAGUAAUGGCCAUUGUUUGUAUGGGGUUGCUAAACUUCUUAGGCCUUGUUGAAAUUGUCUGUGAUGGCCUUUCCAAAGAUGCAGAAUUAUUGCACCCGUUUCUAGAUCAUUUCGCUGAGAUAUGUCUCAAUGCAUGGGACACAGUUAUUUCGUAUACCAUUAUAGUUUUGUCAGACAUCAUUUUUGUAUGCUUAGGUGUUUCAGCGAUGGUAUUUGCUUUAAUAGAAACCAAGAUCUUGAACUAUCGCAUACCAAAGAACCCACACGUCAUUGUAGCAGCAUUUGGAGAAUGGGGUCGCAACAAUAAGAGUCACUUGGUAGGUUUGACAAUUGCUUCUUUUCCCUACUUGUUCGUUCUUUACUUUGUAUCCGGGUUUGUGAGAGGCGUGAUUGCCGCGAUAUUGGGGAUGAUUGUGACUGUACUGACAUGGCUAUUGUGUUGUUUUGGCCCUCUAGUUUUAGCUCGAAAGUAUUCGGAAGAUGUUUACAUUGGGUUGGUCUCAAUAUGCGACCGUUUAUAUAGUUUAAUGAGACGAUCCAGUUUCAAAUUAAGAAACGGCUUUGAACACAUUGUAAAGCCGAAAGCUAUCGUGGAAAGAUUGCGACAAUUAUUGUCCGAUAUUGAUACAAAGUUGCUGUUGAUAUAUGACCAAUGUUUUAAAAGUCUUGAAAGAUUCAUAAGAACUUUGUUAGAGAAACUAUCGAGCCGAUACUUCCUGAAUGACCAGGUGCAUGGCAGAAAGCCACACGAAAGGAAAAGUAAAAAGCAAAUUUUCUGGUAGUAUAUAUAUACAACGAAACGUCACAAAAGUUGAUUGGACUGUGUUUUUCGUAUAAAGUCAUUCAUUUGAUUUGGAGUAUUUGGUACAUAUUAUUUUGACUCUAUCAAUCCAUCACGCUAUUUGUUUCCAUAAAUUCUUUGUUUGGUUGAUGUUUGUGCAUUAUUGACGAAAGGGACGUAAAAAUUGGCCAGCCAACAAUAUCAUUGUAGAAUAAAACUAUUGAUUAAAAAUUUGAUUAAAUCAAUCUUUAUGAACAAACAAUUGUAUGAACUGAUUAAAGAAAAAAGAAACAACAGGAUAGAACAAACGUGUCUUAUACUGUUAUUACAAAAUUUUGUACACAUUUAAUGGGUAUUUAAUAACUUGUUCACAUCCUCAUAGGCUACAUUUUUAAGCUUGAUAUACUAACAUAAUGACUUGAUUAAUCAAAGCUCAGAUAUAAGUUUCGGAGAAUGUUUUGCUCAUUUCAAAUAAUCUGAUUUUUAAAAAAUAAGUUAACUUGAACAUCCAAUAACAAUAAAUAACAUGCAAUACCUAUGGCUGUAUCAUUGUCUUAUUUCCUCCAUUUUCUUCAUAUUAAUUUUAGCUUUCAAUUGAACUAUUUUGUGAACUAGUGUAAGUAUGAUUAGUGGUUAAAUAACUAUUCAAAUCAAUAUUUCCGAGUUAAAGUAUGAAAAUGAUUAGUAUUUAAAGCGAUAUGGUAUUAUUUUGCAAUAAAGCAAAUAACGUGAUAUCCACAUUUCAUUGUGACAUCGUGCGCUUUAGUUAACACUUCACUUUAGGAUUUAUGGGAUGUUUGUUAUUGUGAUAAACUGGUGUUUACGAAAUGUCAAAAAGGUUAGAGAAGCCAAUUAGAUAACAUGCAUUUCGAUAAGUUUACAUUAGUUAAAGAUACUGGGAAUGGGACUUUAAACAUAUAGGAUAUUUCUAGUUAAAUUUAGUUAAAUAAAUGAAUAUUACUCUGAUUUCUAUGCUAAAUCAGUUAAAGCAUUUUGAAGUUCUAGUAUGAUUUCGAAAAUAUUUCAUUUUUAUUUAUAAUGAAUCGAUUUUUUUUAUAAUUUACUUAAGAUGCUUCUGUUGUACUUCUAAUAUUCCCCCCAAUACAGUAAAGUUUGUCUAUUCAGACCAUUAUAUUCUUGCUAAUUGUUAAGUA